Molecule: messenger RNA, 1434 nt
Organism: Fusarium mangiferae
Lineage: Eukaryota; Fungi; Ascomycota; Sordariomycetes; Hypocreales; Nectriaceae
Product: putative neutral amino acid permease
Exons: 2
Coding region: 1-1434 (477 amino acids)
Biological process (GO): amino acid transmembrane transport
Cellular component (GO): vacuolar membrane
Molecular function (GO): amino acid transmembrane transporter activity
Source: RefSeq, a predicted model, not a curated record
AUGACCUCCUCCAUCACCCCCGCGGCCUCCACCGCCAGCAAAAACAAGGACAAGCCCCAGGGCGCCCAGGACAACAACAUCCUCUCCGCCCCAAUCGCCCAAGAUGACGAUUCCACCAGCGAGAAAAUGGUCGGCGAAGUAACCGAAUUCGAGAAGCGCAAGAUCCUCGACGGCAAGGCCAAGUUCAGCCGUCUCGGCUGGAAGCGCCUCACCAUCGUCCUCAUCGUCCAGGCCGUCGCGCUCGGCUCGCUCUCCAUCCCCGGCGCCUUUGCGACGCUGGGCAUGGUCGCGGGCGUUAUCUGCUCGAUUGGCAUUGGGCUCAUUGCGAUUUACACGUCGUAUAUCGUUGGGCAGGUCAAGGUUAGGUAUCCGCAUGUCGAGCACUACCCUGCUGCGGGAGGACUCAUGUUUGGACGUUGGGGUGCUGAGGCUUUUGGUGCCAUGGUUACGCUUCAGUUGCUGCUCCUCACGGCGUCGCAUUGCUUGACGGGGACUAUCGCCUUUGCGACUUUGACUGAGAGUAACAUCUGCAGUCUUGUCUGGGGUGUCAUCUCUGCUGUUCUGCUGCUGCUUCUUGCUGUGCCUCCUAGUUUCGCAGAGGUGGCUAUUCUGGGCUAUAUCGACUUCGCUUCGAUUAUUGCAGCUAUUGGAGUCACCAUCAUCGCGACUGGUAUUCGAGCUUCCGAUGCACCUGAACCGGCCAAUUGGUCCGCCUGGCCCAAGCCUGAUGUCACCUUUGCUCAGGCCUUUAUUGCACUUUGCAACAUCUUCUUCGCCUACAGCUUCUCUAUCUCGCAGUUCAGCUUCAUGGAUGAAAUGCACACGCCCACCGACUAUAUGAAGGCUAUUUGGACGCUCGGCGGUAUCGAAAUUGUUAUCUAUACUCUCACCGGUGCUCUCAUCUACUCCUUCGUUGGCGUCGAUGUUAAAUCUCCAGCUCUUCUAUCUGCAGGCCACACUGUUGCCAAGGUUGCCUUUGGCGUGGCCUUGCCAGUUAUUUUCAUCAGCGGCUCGAUCAACACGACUGUCGCUGUGCGCUAUAUCCACGGUCGAAUCUAUGAGAAUUCCAUCGCCAAGUAUAUCAAUACCCCUAAGGGCUGGAUCUCUUGGCUCCUUCUCAUCAGCAUCUUCACUUGGAUCGGUUUCGUCAUCGCAGAGGCUAUUCCCUUCUUCAGCGACUUGAUCGCUAUCACAUCCAGUUUGCUGAACUCGGGCUUCACUCUGUACUGGCCUGCAGUAAUGUGGUUCAUGCUUUUGAGAGAAGGCAAGUGGUACAGCAAGAAGAACAUCCUUUCCAGCGUUGUCAACGCCAUCAUCUUCAUCAUGGGCCUUGUCUUCUUGGUUGCUGGAACCUACUCCGCCGUCAUCGAUAUUAUCGACCAGUAUGACCAUGGAACUGUCAAGAACGCUUUCACAUGUGCUCCUCUUGGCUAA